Messenger RNA from Contarinia nasturtii (swede midge), 4880 nucleotides. It is a transcript of the gene qvr, whose product is annotated as protein quiver. The record is from RefSeq and is a predicted model, not a curated record. The transcript is spliced from 5 exons. The coding region runs from base 908 to 1369 and encodes 153 amino acids. NCBI's taxonomy places the organism in Eukaryota, Metazoa, Arthropoda, Insecta, Diptera, Cecidomyiidae. Gene Ontology annotation, biological process: sleep; regulation of synaptic transmission, cholinergic; positive regulation of voltage-gated potassium channel activity.
UAGUUCAAUUAAAAAUCUGUGUGUUAAAUGUUUAUCGUUCGAAUUUUUGUGUUUUACAACAUUUUCGUAAUAAAUUACAUUUAUGAUGUGUGAUGAAUGUUUGAAGUGAUUGAUGGAUGAUUUCUUGUUUGACAUGAAUUGGGCCAAUGCAAACGACGGGCUUUUUUGGUCGCAAUAAUGAUAUUCAUUCGCGGACUCCACCUUGCCUUUUGCAUAAUGUGAAUCAUAUAUAGUUUCAUUUUAGAGCCAUUCUUCAAAUCGAUCAGAUUCGCAAAAGUGGAGUGGAUUUUUUUUGUCGUCGUCAGUGAAAUUUAUUCUUGCACACGUUCAAAGCACAGUUCAGUAUUUAGUUUGGAGGAUUUGGCAAUUUAAAAUUUCAUUGUUCUUAAAGUGUAACACUUUAAACGCUAUUGCAGUAGUUUGCAUUCAAAUUUCACAUUUUUACGAAUGUUGUGCAAACCACUCUCAAGUGUAUUGUGUGUAAAAUCAAUGGAAGAGAGUGUAGAUUCGUGUAAUUAUAAAUAGGUUCUUUUGGAGAAAAAGGAGCCACAUCAAUGAUUCGAGAUGAUUUGAUGGGCCACAAUUGUCAAAAUUGCACACACCAUAACAAUGGAACUCUCAAAGAGUUCACAUAUAAACUGAAUUUAUAUAGCAAUAGCGGGACUAAUCGGAACGGUAACAUAAAUCGGCUUGAAUUGGAUUCGAUUUUUUUGUUUUGAUUAAAACACACACACACACACAUACACAGCAGUGAUUGAAUUAAAAAAUUCAAACCACCACAAUUCAUCUGUGUAGUCGCACAUCAACCGUGUGCUUAAGAAAAUUUUGCAAAAAAAAUAGCGAAACAAAGAGUUGACAAUACGGUGUCCAAAAGAGUCGAGCCGCACACACAUAGCACACGCAUAAAAUGCCUACAACAUAUGGACUACUGAUUGGUUUAUUUCUGUUUGGCAUUUAUGUUUGUUGGAUACCGCAAAUCAAUGCUGAAUGUCAAACUCGAUCAAUUUACUGUUACGAAUGCGACAGUUGGACGGAUGCACGAUGCAAGGACCCAUUCAAUUAUACAGCGCUUCCACGAGAUCAACCGCCACUGAUGACGUGCAACGGAUGCUGCGUCAAAAUGGUUAGACAUUCCAAAUCACCGUAUGAGGUGGUUCGUCGCAUGUGUACAUCACAGUUGCAAAUAAAUCUAUUCAUGGUUGACCAUGUGUGCAUGAUGGAAAGUUCAGGCAAGGGCCAUAUGUGUUUUUGUGAGGAAGAUAUGUGUAAUAAAAGUUCGCCACACUUUGAUUUUUUUCAAUUUUAUCGGCAUGAAAUUCUCAUGCUGAUCCUUAUCUAUGUGAUUGGAUUGAUAACCAAUCCGUUUUAAAUGCCACACCAAACACACAAAGAAAGAAGAAAAAACCAAUGAAAAAAAGUCCGAACAUUUUUCCAUUUCGAUUUUUUUUUUUUUUUGCUGAAGAGACAGUAAAAUGUGCUAUUUAUUUUGUGUGUUUAGUUUUCUUUUAUUUCGAAUAGAAAUUUCAAUGCAGUGAAUAUGUAGCGUAAACGUCCGAAUUUUAAAAACGAAAAUAAAAUGCGUUUUUCCCACUGAAUUCGAGUUUCGUGGAAUCGGCCCAGUUCGAUCUGAUUCACCCUAUUCGAUCUCAUACAAUGUUCAAGAGUACUUAAAAAAGAAAAUUUGUGAGUUUCGAUGUUAAAAUCGAUCACACUUACACGCUCAAUCACAAUAUCAACAGCUUCUCUGUUAUUAUUUUCGUUUUUUUUUUAAUGUUCAUUUGAAACUCUCUCGUUUCAAUUUCACUCGGCUGUCAAUUUCUGAUCCAGUGGCUUUUAAAACGCUUUUUGUUUGCUUAUGGUUUUUUUUUCUCGUUUCAAUUUUAUGUUGGUGGCAAUAAAUUCAUUGAACAACGUGUUUUAAUCCUUCUUACGUUUUAACACAAGUUCAGUGGAUUUUCUCGAACUUUCACAUACUGUGUACACAUUAUGUUUUUUAAAAUACAAAAGUAAACACAAACACAAACAAAUACACACUCUUUUGGCCAAUUUAAAUUUUCCCCAAUUGAUAGAUAUGUAUAUGCAGCUACUGAUAUAUCAAUAAGAAAUAGCGCCUAUGGCGGACAAAACAAUGGCACCAUUAUUAUGUCCAGCAUAGGCGCUGCAUUUCAUGAAUUUAUGGAAACAAUUGUUUCUGUAAUUUAAGGGUUUUAUUUAAGUGGUCAAAAUCCGUUAAAGAAAACUCUCUUUAAAACACUUGUUCGUAAUUAUCACGCCCAUAAUGCUUCACCUUCUAUGUCACUCGAUUCGAACAGCUAAUAUCAGAAAACAAAACUAAAAUAAUUUUCCAAUUAAAUACACAAACACAUACACUCUCUCUAUCUCUCUCUAUAUAUGUCUAAAUAUCAAAAUCUUUCGAACUUGUCGUCGCGAUACACGAUCGAUUUACUCAAAUUAAUGCACUCUUUUUUAAACGUUUGACAUGCACCAAACAAACAAACAAAAAUAUAUUCAUUUUAUCGUGCUUGCUGAACAAUUCAAUUCGUUGUGUUAUCGAGAAAAUGUUUAUUUCUCGAUAAGAUAAAUUAUUUUCCUCAAUACGUAAUGUUUCGAUGAAAUUUCAACGGUAAUUGAUUCAAUUCUUGAUUGAAAUUAUUAAAAGCAAUAAUAAGACAUAUGGAAUUAAAAGCAUUUACUAGCUUAAUAUUUAUACAAAACUUAGAAGAAGAAGAAAUCAAAUAAUAUAAGUUCACUGAAUUUUACCGAAUUCGAACAGCAACAAUAAAAAAAACGAAACCGAAUCUCACGACAUUUCAUUUAUUUCAUAAAUAAUAUUUAUAAAAACUGACAAUUUUUAUAAUUCGUAUUCGUAAAUUCGACUUAAACUUCAAUAAACUUACUUUCAAUACGGUUUACGGACAAUGGUCGUAUGCCUUUUCCGAGUGCAUUUGGAUAAAAGUGCUUUUUUUCCUUCGAUUCUAUCAGAAUAAUGACUCAAAUAAAUAUUCUAUGAUAAUGAAGUAGAUCUUUGAAUCUGACACACAAAAGCUUGGUGAACUUAUAAAUAGCGUGAAAUAAACAGACAACUAAAAUUCAUAUAAAACAGAACAACAACACACACACACACACUAUAAACGCCAAAUGGCGUAAUUGAAACACAUACACACAACAUUUUCAUAUUUAAAAAAAAAACCCAAAUAAACGAAGAAAAUGUAUUUUCCUCACAAGUAAAGAGCAUUUACCAAAGAAAAAUGUAAGAAACAUAUGCGGAACGCGAUUAACGCUUAUAUAGAUCAACAUUUGAGCUAUUUGCAAUAUGCGCAUAGUUAGCUACUGAAAUGUGUGAACGAAUGCAACAACAACAAAAAAAAACACCUUCCCCACACUAGACGUGUGCGAAACAAGAAAACAUUAAAAUGAAAAGAUUUCGGAUGAAUCGAACGAAAUUGUUUGCAUUUAUUCACACAUUAAUCGUUAAUUUUUUGCACACAUUACACACACGAAAGAAAAAAAAUCACACACACACACAUACACCCCAAAAAAAUGACAAUCCAGUUGCGAAUCUAUGCGCUGGAAAGCGACAAAGUCAAAGCUUAGAACUAUAUAUUAUCUACAUGAAGAUAUAAAAGAAAGCAAUGCUUUUUCACAUAUGAUGCCAAGGCUCUGAUAUUUUUACGUGUACACAAUGGCUUUCGAUCCAUUUUUACAAAAUUUAAUUUGUUGUAUUUUACAAAUAUAUCACUUGUUUCCUGUAAAUAAUACCUUAUAUCCAGUCCUUAUUUGAUCACGCAGCGUGCGCGCCCAAUUCGAAGUAUCGAAAACAAAAUGAAGCUUUGCUUCGUACAAAAUACACAAAUUGUGUACAAUUCAAUUUCAAAAGUGGCACAAUUCAAUUCCACACUCAACGGGAAUGAAAUGUGCAAAUUGAAAACCAAUUUUUUUUUAUAAGACAGUAUGCACUUUAUUUACGCCUGCGAUUUGCUUCAAUCAUUUUAUUGCGUUCGAAUAAAUUAAAUUGCUCAAGCAUUUUAACUCAUUUGAUAUUUGCUCAACUUGGAUUAAUAUCUAGAUUGUUUAAGAUUCGCGAUUUAAACUCCUUUCAUUCACAAUCAAAUAAAUUUAUGAAUCAAAUGAUAACCCUUCCUCGUUUGAUACGAUACACCCAAAUUAUCCUGCACUCUUUCCACAAAUGAUGAAUGAAAAGACACAAUAUCCUGCAUCCAAACAAAAUCAAAAUGGUAUAUUAUGUAAAAUACACCAACUUAAAUUUCUUUUCCCUCCCUUGCAACGGGCAACGCUAUCAUUUUUACAAAUGAUCAUAUCGUUUACUAGCAACAUUGGAUAUAAAUAAAUAUAGAUUUAGUUUUAAUUUCAUUGAAUUUUGUUUUGUUCGGUUAAAUUUUGAAAUAAUAUCUAAAAGAAAUUGUUAAUAUUGGAAAAAGAAACACAUCAUUUUAAUGAUAAAGUGGAAACAUAAAUGAUAUUCAUUGUUUUGUUUUUCGUAUGCCAAUUAAUGUAUUUGUAAAUUUGUUGGUAGUAAAACGAGGAGCUCAUUUAACUAGUUUAAAUUUCAAAUCAGAAAUGUUUAUUUAAAAUGUAGAAAAAUGUCAUGAUAGAUUACGUAGUGCAUUUAUUAAUUGCAAUGGAUGGAUGAAUGAAUAUAGUAUAAUGUGAAAAAAAUGUUUAGAUUUUAUUACAAAACAAUUUAAGCAUAAGUUGAAGAUUUUAAAGUGUGUAGUAUGAAAGAAAAGCAGUUAUUUUCGAAUUAAUACAUGACAAACAACAAAACAUUUCAUUUAUAUCAUUAUUAUGUAAAUACCAAAAUUCUAAUUUACUCGGCGUCAUCAUAUCCAAAAUAAAAGCAACUCAAUUUGAUAAAUUUU